CACAUGCCUCUAAUCUCUCUUUAGAUCACAAACAUAACAGUCCAGACUCUCAACAAUUUCACAUCAAUUGAUCUUCCAUUACGUUCGUAAAGUCGAUCCCUCAAAAGACGGCGGGUAGGAUCUAGUGAGAGAAAAGCACAGCCGAGUAACAGCCGUCCUGUCCACAUCUGCGGCGUCCUCUUGGCUGAAUCAGAGAGGCGAUGGCGUUGUCAGGCAUGAGAGGUCUCGCUGUUUUCAUCAGCGACGUUCGGAAUUGUCAGAACAAAGAGCAUGAACGUCUGCGCGUCGAUAAAGAGCUUGGCAACAUUCGCACCCGUUUCAAAAAUGAGAAGGGCAUGACACCAUAUGAGAAGAAGAAAUAUGUCUGGAAAAUGCUUUACAUCUAUAUGCUUGGUUAUGAUGUAGAUUUUGGUCAUAUGGAAGCUGUUUCUUUAAUAUCUGCCCCAAAGUAUCCAGAAAAACAGGUUGGUUAUAUUGUAACGUCAUGUCUACUCAAUGAGAAUCAUGAUUUUUUGAGAUUGGCAAUUAAUACUGUCCGCAACGACAUUAUUGGCCGCAACGAAACUUUCCAAUGCCUAGCACUUACACUGGUUGGUAAUAUUGGUGGUAGAGAAUUUGCUGAAUCAUUAGCACCAGAUGUUCAGAAAAUUAUUAUAUCUAGUAGUUGCCGACCACUUGUGAGGAAAAAGGCAGCACUAUGUCUUCUUCGUCUCUUUAGAAAAAACCCCGAUGUUGUCAAUGUAGAUGGCUGGUCAGAUCGGAUGGCACAACUAUUAGAUGAACGUGAUCUGGGUGUUUUGACAUCUUCAAUGAGCCUUCUUGUUGCAUUAGUGUCAAAUAAUUAUGAUGCCUAUUGGAGUUGUUUACCCAAAUGUGUGAAGGUAUUGGAAAGACUUGCUAGGAACCAGGAUAUUCCACAAGAAUACACGUAUUAUGGGAUACCAUCACCUUGGCUUCAGGUUAAGACGAUGAGAGCUCUUCAGUAUUUCCCAGUCGUUGAGGAUCCUAGCAGCAGAAAAUCAUUGUUUGAGGUUCUGCAAAGGAUUCUCAUGGGAACUGAUGUUGUGAAAAAUGUCAACAAAAACAAUGCAUCCCAUGCAGUUCUCUUUGAAGCUCUUUCUCUUGUCAUGCAUCUGGAUGCUGAAAAGGAAAUGAUGUCUCAAUGUGUUGCAUUGCUUGGGAAAUUUAUAGCUGUUCGUGAGCCUAAUAUUCGAUACCUUGGUCUGGAGAAUAUGACCAGGAUGUUGAUGGUUACAGAUCUGCAAGAGAUUAUCAAAAGACAUCAAGCACAGAUCAUCACCUCAUUAAAGGAUCCAGACAUCAGCAUAAGAAGACGAGCUCUAGAUCUGCUAUAUGGCAUGUGCGACGUUUCAAAUGCGAAGGACAUAGUUGAAGAAUUAUUGCAGUACCUCGGCACUGCAGAAUUUGCAAUUCGUGAAGAGUUAUCACUAAAAGCUGCUAUUCUUGCUGAGAAAUUUGCCCCCAACUUAUCAUGGUAUGUGGAUGUGAUCCUUCAGCUGAUUGAUAAAGCAGGCGAUUUUGUUAGUGAUGAUAUAUGGUUUCGGGUAGUGCAAUUUGUUACAAACAAUGAGGACCUGCAGGUAGGUAAUAAUCUGGUUGAAAUGAAUAUGACGUGUCUGUCCUUUACAAUGACAAUUGAAUUACAAUGCUUCAUUUUCUUGUCUUGUCAGCCUUAUGCGGCAAUCAAAGUUAAAGAGUAUCUUGAUAAGCCAUCUAUACAUGAGACAUUGAUCAAGGUUGGUGCUUAUCUCCUUGGAGAAUAUAGCCACCUCCUGGUUAGACGUCCUGGUUGCAGUCCAAGGGAGAUUUUUAAUCUUAUUCAUGAAAAACUUCCAACUGUUUCGACUUCAGCAAUUCCCAUCCUGCUUUCAACCUAUGCCAAAAUUUUGAUGCACACUCAACCUCCAGAUCCAGAAUUACAGAAGCAAGUUUGGACAAUCUUCCGCAAAUAUGAAAGUUGUAUUGAUGUCGAGAUUCAACAAAGAGCUGUCGAAUAUUUCGAGAUGAGUAAGAAAGGUGCAGCUUUAAUGGAUAUAUUGGCUGAAAUGCCCCGAUUUCCAGAGCGUCAGUCUGCUCUGAUUAAGAAGGCUGAAGAUACUGAGUCUGAUACAGCAGAGCAAAGUGCUAUUAAGCUGCGGACUCAACAACAAACUUCCAAUGCUUUGGUAGUAACUGAUCAACCCCCCCCUAUCAAUGGAACUGCAACUGUAAACCAGCUUAGGCUUGUAAAGGUGCCUAACAUGAGCAACUCGGAUCACAGGUCAACAGAUCAACAACUGACUCAUACCGAUGGGAUGUUAACUGUAGUGGAUCCUGAACUUCCUAAUUCUUCAGCUGAUCUCCUUGGUGAUCUCCUAGGUCCAUUAGCUAUUGAAGGUCCUCCAGCUACUCCACGUGAUGGUGUUCCAAUUGAAGAUGCUUUAGCACUUGCUACGGUUGGUGAGCAGCCAAAUUCUGUCCAGCCAAUAGGAAAUAUUGCUGAAAGAUUUAAUGCUUUAUGCCUCAAGGACAGUGGUGUGCUAUAUGAGGAUCCUUAUGUUCAGAUUGGUAUCAAGGCAGAAUGGAGGGCACAUCAAGGACGCCUGGUGCUUUUUCUAGGAAACAAGAAUAUUGCCCCACUUGUUUCAGUUCAAGCUUUAACAUUGCCCCCAUCUCAUUUGAAGAUGGAGCUUUCUUUAGUUCCUGAAACCAUUCCCCCACGGGCACAAGUGCAAUGCCCACUUCAGGUUAUCAAUCUUCGACCAAGUAGAGAUGUUGCUGUACUCAAUUUCUCGUACAAGUUUUCCGCACAUGUGGUUGACGUCAAACUUCGCCUUCCUGCUGUCUUGAGUAAAUUUCUUCAGCCUAUAUUGUUGAAUACUGAUGAAUUUUUCUCUCAAUGGAGAUCACUUUCUGGGCCCCCUCUAAAACUUCAAGAAGUGAUUAGAGGUGUAAAACCAUUGUCACUUAUUGAUAUGGCCAACUUAUUCUACAGUUUCAAUGUGACAGUUUGUCCAGGACUUGAUCCAAAUCCUAAUAAUUUGGUAGCUAGCACAACUUUCUAUUCAGAGAUAACACAAGCAAUGCUAUCCCUAAUCAGAAUUGAAACAGACCCUGCAGAUAGAACUCAACUCCGAAUGACAGUUGCUUCAGGAGAACCUGCCCUUACAUUUGAAUUGAUGGAGUUCAUUAAGGAGCAACUGAUUACCAUUCCUUCCAAUCCUCGGCCACCACCACCCGUCGUGGAGCCACCAAAUAUUCCGGCAGUGUCAUUAUCAGACCCUGUGGCUAUGCUUGCUGGUUUGAUGUGAUAAGCUCUAAAGAUUCCAUGCAGGCAUGUUCUGUUCUCAACAAAUGUAGAACCUCAAGAUGAUCAACAGACGGACUGGAGGAUGAAAAUAUGAGCUUGUUUUGUCAUUAUUCUUAUUGCGCUGUGUGUUUAAACUUACUUAGUCUGGCGCAAUUGUAGGCUUUCCAUUUUGUUUUUUCCUUUCAAUUUUGUUUUCUGUUUGCUAUUAUUUUUGUAUAAUAAGAGCACAACAAAAUUUUGUAUUCUUUUUCAUUUUUGUUUGAAAAUUCACAACAAAAAUGAAUCUACAAAAGAACAGGCCUCUACUAGCCAUCUUGUUUCAGUUGAAAGUCAAUGACUAACUACUCAUUAAUUUUUUUUUU
Messenger RNA from Impatiens glandulifera, 3672 nucleotides. Its product is annotated as AP-2 complex subunit alpha-1-like. Gene Ontology annotation, cellular component: membrane coat; AP-2 adaptor complex. The transcript is spliced from 26 exons. Lineage: Eukaryota; Viridiplantae; Streptophyta; Magnoliopsida; Ericales; Balsaminaceae. Gene Ontology annotation, biological process: clathrin-dependent endocytosis; intracellular protein transport. Gene Ontology annotation, molecular function: clathrin-cargo adaptor activity. Bases 201 to 3311 code for a protein of 1036 amino acids. The record is from RefSeq and is a predicted model, not a curated record.